Molecule: messenger RNA, 3243 nt
Organism: Alligator mississippiensis (American alligator)
Lineage: Eukaryota; Metazoa; Chordata; Crocodylia; Alligatoridae
Gene: SCTR
Product: secretin receptor
Exons: 13
Coding region: 744-2096 (450 amino acids)
Biological process (GO): cell surface receptor signaling pathway; brain development; adenylate cyclase-modulating G protein-coupled receptor signaling pathway
Cellular component (GO): plasma membrane
Molecular function (GO): G protein-coupled peptide receptor activity; peptide hormone binding; vasoactive intestinal polypeptide receptor activity
Source: RefSeq, a predicted model, not a curated record
UCUUGAGGGGUGUGAAUAGCAGAUCAUAUUCCAGCCUGUCCUCUGGAGCCUGCCUCUGCCCUUAGCUGGUUUUAAUAUGGUUUGCUCUCUGCUUGGUAGGUGGCAGCCGCUGGUUCUUCUAUAGAAACUCUAUCAGUCUACUGAUUCCGCGCACUUAUCCGUCCUGCACUCUCUGGAAAUGCAUGUGCACAGCUACUAGUAGCAGAGAGACAGCUCAGUCAGCCUGAAUCACAGUCUGCAAGCCCUGGUUCCCAGGAGAGCACUUAUUUCGGUGCUUUGUGCAUCCCGCAUGCGAACAACUAUUUCCUUUUGAUAGAUUGACUUUGCCACCACAAAGCUGACACUCACCCGGGAGUCCCGCUUGUUCCCUUAUCAAUGGGAGCAUGAGGAAUGGUCAUUCCUCACCGACAUGCAGCGAUAGCAGUGAAUAAUAUCAGAGAGGGGAGAAGGACAACACUAGGAACAUGCUCAACAGAGGUGCUUGUUGUUCUUGGGACAGAACCCUGCUGCAAAGAAGGAGGCGAGUCUGGGGGGGCUGCUGUCAUCGCUGAUGCUGGUGAGAGCUUGGCAGUGGUAGAAGAACGUCGCUCAGGAUGAUAAAAGCUGAUUCUAGCCAGAAGCCCAGAAAGGAAUGGAGCAGAGAGAAAGGAACUGAGGAGUUGGGAAAGCCACAGUGACGAGCACAUGAACUUCAGGCUGACCUUGGAUGCGCAAGGGAUGAAGGAGACGGACAGGGACUGACCAUGUGGAGCAUCCUGGCAAUAAUUUUCUGGUUUUCCACUAUAAUUAUCAAAGCUAUCCCCCCUGUAUGUGACCUCCUCAAUGUCCUGCGUAAGGAAGAAGAGCUGUGUGUUGAGGCUCUGGCCCGGGAAGGAAAGAACAGAACAUCUGAAAAUAAUCAGUUCAUGAACUCAGGGAGAUGUGCUGGAAUGUGGGACAACAUGAGCUGCUGGCCUUCUUCCCCACUUGGACAGACGGUCAAUGCGCACUGCCCCAAAUUCUUCCAAAUGCUCACUGGAAAAAAAGGCUUCGUGUAUAGGAACUGCACCAGUGAAGGUUGGUCCGAGACAUUUCCAAGACCUGAUGUUGCCUGUGGCUAUGAUGUGAAUGACACUACUAAUGAGGAGAGACGCACCUAUUUCAUGAAGCUGAAGACCAUGUACACGGUUGGAUACAGCACUUCCCUCCUGACGCUGAUGAUAGCCUUGGGGAUCCUGGCAGCCUUUAGAAGACUCCACUGCACAAGGAACUACAUCCACAUGCACCUGUUCACAUCCUUUAUUUUACGCGCCCUGUCAAACUUCAUCAAAGACGCCAUGCUGUUUUCCUCUGAGGAUGUCAACUACUGCGGCGCUCACAUGGCUGGAUGUAAAAUCAUCAUGAUCUUCUUUCAGUAUUGCAUUAUGGCUAAUUACAGCUGGCUUCUGGUGGAGGGCCUGUAUCUCCAUGCCCUCCUGGUUAUUUCCUUCUUCUCCGAAAGGAAGUUCUUCUGGUGGUUCAUCGCCCUGGGAUGGGGAGCCCCGAUGGUAUUUGUUAUCACAUGGGCCAUUACCAGGCAGCUACAUGAAAAUAUAGGGUGCUGGGACAUUAAUACCAAAGCUGCUAUCUGGUGGAUUGUCAGAGGCCCUGUAGUUUUGUCUAUUUUUAUUAACUUCAUCCUUUUUGUGAAUAUUUUAAGAAUCUUAAUGAGCAAGCUCAGGUCGCCAGAAGGAAGGACCAAUGAUUUCGACCAGUACAAGAGACUUGCAAAAUCAACACUCCUUCUCAUUCCCCUCUUUGGAGUUCACUACAUCAUUUUUGCUUUUUUCCCUGAAGAUGCAAAGAGCGGCACAAUGGAAAUCCAGCUCUUCUUUGAACUGGCAGUUGGAUCAUUCCAGGGAUUUGUUGUGGCUGUGCUUUACUGUUUCCUUAAUAGUGAGGUUCAGCUGGAAGUCCAGAGGAAAUGGAGGCAGUGGCAUUUAAGCAAACACUUGCGUCAGCAUCUCAGCUCCUCAGCUAGUAAUGGGGGAAGCAGUUUCACUCAGGUGAUGCACACGAUAAAGCCCAGCCCUCCUGAGCAAAAGAGGCAGUGCACUCAGAAAUCAAGUAUCAUUUAACGGAGCCCAUUUGGACUAACUCGGGCGCACACGCUCAACUUCCCAUGGACUGCACCAGGAACCCGUUUGUGCAUCCUGAAAGCAGAACUUGGCCCCGGGUCAACUCGUCUUGCAGCACAUCUAUGUGCUGGUAUCCUGCAUAAGUAUUAUUGUGGUCCUUUUGCAAAGGAGGCGGCCAAACAUCCUGCUCUUUCUCCAUUUUUCUGCAAAUCAGUCAUGUUUGCCUUCCUCCUCCUGUAUUUUGGGGCUGUCAUGCUGACCUGAAGCACUUGCUCUUUGUGGCUUUUUCUUGGGUUGUCCUGGCUGGGUUGUUCUCAUGGUUUUCAAAUGUAUCUUAUUUCUCUUUUUUUUUUUUAAAUUGAAGUUUGCACUAUAUAUUCUGCUUUGCAGAAUGAGUGUUGCAGUGUAUUCUUGAGCACCAUAUUGGUUGAAAAUGCAGAAUUAGUUAUUCCUUUGUUUCAAGCAUAGUAUUUGUUAUCCCUUUGUUUCAACCCAUCUUCAGAACCUAAUUUUAGAAGAAAUGGCUGGGAAGGUCAGGGCUUGGUCCAGUUAUUUCUCUCCUGUUAUGUAGCUGUUACCUAGAUAAGUUUCAAUGGCAUUGGAAAUAGAUUUCUUCCCUUCCACUCUUCUACUAAAGAAGAUCUCAGAAAGCAACACACUUGUAUAAUUUAGAUUAAUGCCAGUGCUUGAGCUGGCAGCAGCAGAGCUACUUUGGAAAAUUCCCAUGUUAGCCAACCUUAAUAAAAUAGCCUUUGACACAAAUUGUCAUCUCCGUAUUUAUGAAUCCAUCCAGUCCAUCUUCAAAGGGAACCGGUGGAAAUGCAGAUGCUCGGGGCACUUAAAACUCAAUUAAACUAGACAAUAACGUGGGAAGCAAACCAAGACCGGCAGGGGAAAAUUCUUUCAAGGUCUGUCCUCACACAAAUCUAAUGAAGUCAGUGAGAUUAUACAAUGUAUGACCUUUCUGGAGCUACACUUAUAUAUGCCAGCUGGAGUUCUGGUCCAAAAUAACAAUUUCAAGAAUGAUAUCUUGCUAUACGAGUUUCCCUGGCCCUAGGAAGGGAUCAAACAGUUCAGCUAAAAAUAAGUCAAACCAAGUAGCUAAAUUUAAGAAAUCCAUUUAAAAUAAAUUCCCCUAAUGACUUCA